AUGGGUGCAGUAGAAUUCAUCAUUUGCCAUGCUGAGGUUACACUUGCUUUUGUAGAAGCUAAAAAGAUCCCUGAGGUGCUAAAAACAUUUCCGAAAGCUGGAGAGUAUCUAAAAAUUGCCCCUGAACAAAAAGAACAACGUGAAGGUUUUGGUGUAGCAAUACAUUCAUGGGAGGAGUUCUUGUCAUUGGGUGAUGAUAAACAGUUUGAUCUCCCACUGAAGAAGAAAAGUGACAUAUCUGGUGUUCAUCGUCUGCUAGGGAGUGCAGAUGCAUCAUUGGAUUCAAAUGAUGUUUAUCUCUCGUUUCUACCCUUGGCACAUAUAUUUGAUCGGGUGAUUGAAGAAUAUAUAGGGGAGCUAAAACCUACUAUGUUCUGUGUUGUUCCUCGUGUCUUGGAUAGGAUUUAUUCAGGGGCUGGUCAUUUAGGGAGUGUGAUAUCUUCUGUGGGUCGCUGGAGAAUGAGGCUUGAGGUUCCACGUGCUGAAAUUGAUGAGAUGCUUCCACUUGCUAGGCUUGUUUCUCGAAGUACCGAUCCAGAUCUUCAGUCUAGAUCAAAGGUUGCUAUUUGUAGCAAAGCUCUAUCUAGUCUAGGGCUGUAUAAAUAUUAUAUGAUUUCAGGUGAUGGUGUUCCCCAUUACCUUAAUGUUGAUCUUGCAUUGGGAGAUAUACGUGUUGCGAAGUGUAUCAAGUCUGACUACCCAUGUGUCCCAUUGGAGAAAGCUCAAGGUACCACUGAUGAUCGUGGGAAAGCGCCGACAUGA
This is a messenger RNA of Lactuca saligna, 762 nucleotides long. The record is from the annotation of a GenBank genome assembly. Lineage: Eukaryota; Viridiplantae; Streptophyta; Magnoliopsida; Asterales; Asteraceae.